AUGUCUGCACCAAACCCAAAGGCGUUCCCGCUUGCUGACGAAGCAUUGACUCAACAGAUCUUAGACGUUGUUCAACAAGCCGCUAACCUGAGACAAUUGAAGAAGGGUGCUAACGAAGCCACCAAGACUUUGAAUCGUGGUAUCUCCGAAUUCAUCAUUAUGGCUGCUGAUUGUGAACCUAUUGAAAUUCUUUUGCAUUUGCCUUUGCUUUGUGAGGACAAGAACGUUCCAUACGUUUUUGUUCCAUCGAGAGUCGCACUAGGCAGAGCUUGCGGUGUUUCCAGACCUGUUAUUUCUGCUUCUAUUACAACGAAUGACGCUUCCUCUUUGAAGAAUCAAAUCUUUGCUGUCAAGGAUAAGAUCGAAACCUUAUUGAUCUAA
Zygotorulaspora mrakii is the source of this 381-nucleotide messenger RNA. RefSeq names its product RNA binding protein SNU13 (gene SNU13). The transcript has a single exon. Gene Ontology annotation, biological process: ribosome biogenesis; maturation of SSU-rRNA; mRNA splicing, via spliceosome. Gene Ontology annotation, cellular component: U4/U6 x U5 tri-snRNP complex; precatalytic spliceosome; nucleolus. The coding region runs from base 1 to 381 and encodes 126 amino acids. The record is from RefSeq and is a predicted model, not a curated record. Gene Ontology annotation, molecular function: RNA binding. Lineage: Eukaryota; Fungi; Ascomycota; Saccharomycetes; Saccharomycetales; Saccharomycetaceae.